AUGGAAACUCAAAUAUAUUUUUUUAUAGUGAUGGACCUCGAUGAUGGUGCCGCUGGAUACAGAAUAAGUAAUCCACCCAUUCACCUUGUAGUUCCUGUAAUGGGAAUUUUGGAGGUGUUCAAAUCCGUAAAGCUGGAGGAUCUUAGAACUAGAUCAUGUUAUCUGACAGGAUAUUUGGAGUUCCUUGUCAAUUACUUUUUCAACGAAGCUUCUGAGCAUAAAAGCUCCAAAAUAACGUGCAAGAUAAUCACUCCAUCAGAAUUUCACGAGAGAGGAUGUCAACUUUCCCUGCAAUUUUCUGUCUCUAUCGAUGUCAUCUACAAAGAGCUUGUAAAACGUGGUGUUGCUUGUGACAAAAGAUACCCGGAUGUGAUACGUGUCACUCCUGUUCAUCUCUACAACAACUACGUCGAUUGCCGACGCUUCAUCACUGCGCUUCAAGAAGCCUGUGCCGUCGCCGAAUCAUCUCUCUAA
This is a messenger RNA of Cylicostephanus goldi, 474 nucleotides long. The record is from the annotation of a GenBank genome assembly. NCBI's taxonomy places the organism in Eukaryota, Metazoa, Nematoda, Chromadorea, Rhabditida, Strongylidae.